AUGACAAACACAGAACCGGCGGACACCUCCGCCACCAGCGCAGCGAGCGCCAAACGGGCGGCGUGCUCGCAGUGGACCCACAGCGACCGGAUCAAGCGCGAGUCGAGACACAUCUUCAACAAGCUGCACAGCAUCGCCGCAGAUGCCGACUUUGUGCGCCGAAUUCACCAUCGCCACCCUUCCCUGCUGGUCACGGCCAACCUGCGCUGUGGAGCUUGGUACACCGAUCCGGCCAUCACGUCGGCCGUGUCGUACUUCAAGUCCACCGACGGUCACACGCACCAGUGGAGCUUUAGCUUGAAGCGCUCCAACCUACAUGUGGUCCCCGCCAUCUUGCGAGCAGGCGGGGCCAUCGUUGUCGACUCGACGCGCAGAGGGAAAAGCAUGCCAGAUGCUCUUAGCAAGACUAUCCCCGUCUGGUGCGCGGUGCUCAACGCGGCAUCGCAGAGAAAGUAUGGAGUGCCUACUUCGGAGUCGGAAGCAUUCGGAUUGCAUACGCCAACAUGGAUGAUCCCUCCAUCAGAACACGAUCAGAUCCGGGCUCGCAUUGACGGCUUCGUCGCAGCGCUUUUGGACUCUGACCUCGAUGUGCCCAGGCUCGACAAGCCGCUCCAACCGAUCUUUGUCACGCCGCAGACCGACCUCGACACGCUCCCCAGCUCGCUUGCCAACGCGACUGCGACGGAGAUUGUGCCCAUCGUAUUGCUGUCCGCAUCGAGAUUCAUCUCUGACUCGGCGAAGCUGGACUCAAACCCGACUGAAGGGGCAGAGACAGACGCCAAGGGCUUUGUGUAUGUGCAGGGCGCAGGUGACGACCACGAGAAUUGGGCUCGAGGCCUCACGCCAGACCUUUUUUGGCAGCACAACGAGGCUUUGCUGGCGUGCGAGAAGGACCUACUGGAAGAGGCGGUCGACAACCUGGUAAAGCAUCAUUCAACUGCGAGUGGCAGCAGCGCACACUGGUUCACACCUCGCGCUGCAGGAUCCGAGCCGAGCGAUGGAGCCGACGCUGCCGACCGACUGGCAGGUACGCCAGAAGGCGAUGUGGAAGUUGGCGAUACUGGCAUCUUCAUCGGGGCACGCACAGCUGAGCACGACUUUUCACCGAACGAGCGGACGCUGUACAAUCUUAUCGUUCAUUUCACCAGCCUUCCAUCCCCCGCUGGCCUUUCGGAUUUCUCUUCCGACCUUGCGGCGCUCGAUGUUUCCGAUUCCGAUGCAACGUCCAGCGUCUACCCACUACACAUGUCGCCAAACAAGAAAGGUCUCCUGGCCAUCCGCACGGCAUUCUCGCCGGCGAUCGCGCGUGCUUACCGCACACUGGUCGAUCCAGCAAGCGCGGUAGGAAGUCGGCCAAAGAUUCUCGUGUGCUGCCAAGACGGUAAGGAUCUGUCGGGCAGUCUUGUGGUUGCGAUCCUGGCAGCAUGCUUUACAGACUCGCGCCAGCUCAUCACUGCAGAUGAAUCCAAGCGCGAACACGAGCUGGCACUCACCAAAGACACCACACGGCGCCGGUUGCAGUGGCUCGUCAGCGCCAGCCCGCGUGCAGCACCAAGCAGGGCAUUCCUGCUGCGCGUCAACGAGCUUCUUCUCAGUCACAAGCACAAACCAGCACCAACAUAG
Messenger RNA from Moesziomyces antarcticus, 1623 nucleotides. RefSeq names its product initiator tRNA phosphoribosyl transferase. Gene Ontology annotation, biological process: charged-tRNA amino acid modification. NCBI's taxonomy places the organism in Eukaryota, Fungi, Basidiomycota, Ustilaginomycetes, Ustilaginales, Ustilaginaceae. The transcript has a single exon. Gene Ontology annotation, cellular component: cytoplasm. The record is from RefSeq and is a predicted model, not a curated record. Gene Ontology annotation, molecular function: tRNA adenosine(64)-2'-O-ribosylphosphate transferase activity. The coding region runs from base 1 to 1623 and encodes 540 amino acids.